Messenger RNA from Falco peregrinus (peregrine falcon), 4442 nucleotides. RefSeq names its product calcyphosine 2 (gene CAPS2). NCBI's taxonomy places the organism in Eukaryota, Metazoa, Chordata, Aves, Falconiformes, Falconidae. The transcript is spliced from 13 exons. Gene Ontology annotation, molecular function: calcium ion binding. The record is from RefSeq and is a predicted model, not a curated record. The coding region runs from base 1461 to 2684 and encodes 407 amino acids.
GUAAAAUAUACACUGACAAAAUCAGCAAUUCAGUAGUAGAGUACUUACUGCAUUUUCAGACCAUAUAGUGUAUGUUUUAAUUUCUUUUGUGUGAUAGAAACUAGCUUAUUGGAGACUAUUCUUAAUCUGCUGUCAUUCCGUUUAGUAUUCUGAGUGUUUCAAAUGUGAGAAUUAAAGGGAAAAUACCGAACUACUGCAAACAGUAAUCUUCUGUUUGUAGUCCCUAUAUAUUCAAGAGAAUAGAUAUCCAGAACUUUUAAGUAAUUUAGGAAGAAUGCAACCUACAUGAUUAUUUUCUGUCAUAAUCGCGCACCAUAUAUAACAAUGGUAAAAAUCUUACUACUAGUAGUAUGUUUUUAUUUGAUUAGGGUGCAGGAAAUAUCCUAACUUAUCAAUGUUAUCCCUUUUUGGAAAAAUUGGAAAAUAUAGUGUUUAAAAAUCUAAUAUUUCAAAAAUAUUUAACUUACGUAAACCUAAGAAAUAUUUCAAUGAAUGCAUUUAAAACAGAGGUGUAGCUAGAUGGAAAAACAAAUAUUAAUUUGCACGUAACCUAUGCCCCUUGAAAUGAAUAAUAUGGCGACUUGUAGGGCAGGACUCCAAGUUGGCUGAAGCUCAAGGUGAAUCUGCCAAGUUCAUCAUUUUCUUUGUUUCCCUAGAUAACCAAAUGGUUUCUCAACUUGAAAAAAACCCAUUGCAUUUAAAUAAAACCUGAAAUGGUUAAGUGUUGGGUUUUUGUGUUUUAUUUUGUUUUUGAAUAAUGAGCUAGGAACACGCUGUUUCUCAGAAUAUCUGUGUGCCCAGCAUAGGUAUUUUUGUGUGUCUGAAGAUGUAAUUGUAAGCAUUUAAGUACGGAUGGGUGGUUUUCCUGUGUAUUGCAUUAUAAACGUGCAGUGCAGACAUACUUGAGUUGCUGUACUCUUUUGAGGUCUGGAUGCCUAUAAUUUCACUACGCGCUUUACCAUUUUUUUAAAACAUAAAGUUCAUACAUAUAAUACUGUCUAGCUGCAGGAAGGCUAAUGGAAGGUUGUAUGACUUUCUCUGUUUCUCAGGGUCUUUCUCCCUUUCUCCUCUGCUUUCCUUUAUCUCUUGUUGCUUCCUUUCUGCCUUCAUUAUGUCUUAAAUGCUGAAGUGCUGAAUAUGCAGGAAAAUCUUCCGUUCACUUACCCUCUUGCUCUCCCUCCCUCUCUCUCUCUUUUUGCCUGACUUUCCCCCCGCUUCCCUUUCCUGUGGAGAAGAUUUUCAAGCAGUUCUAAAAUAUUUUAAUGUGUUCCUCUGAGCGGCCUUUAUUUCUGCAUUGCUUGCUUCUGGGGCCCUGACUGAGCAUUCCUUUAGCAAGAUAUAUUCCAGCUUCUUCAACAGCAGACUAUGGUACACAGCUUGAAGAUGGACAUAAUGAUCAUCUUACAGCUCUUGAUGAGAAAGCUUUACUGCAACAACGCUACACAAGCAAGCCCUAUAAUAUGUGGCACAGUAUAAGGAAGUCGGAAGCUGAGGAUGUUGCUGUAGAGAGAAGAAAACGGGCUGUAGUAGAACAAGUGAUGGUUGAUCAGUUAUCUAGAGCCAUUAUAAGUGACCCAGAGCAGUCCACACGUGAUGAUGCUUACAAGGAAGCUGAAGGAAUUCUGGGACUUGGGAGAGCACCAAUGCAUUUUAGAAAAAGAAUGCUCCAUGAAACGAAAAUAAGGACCAAAUCAGGAUUAACUGAAAACAUGCUCUCUAACAAACUGCGCUUUGAUAGUAGGAUUAUAUCAAGAAAUGGUCAUGAUGCUUGUAGAGAGUUGAUUGGAUUUUUUUUCACAUGUGACAGAUCCCUUACUGUGUACGAAUUUCGGCAGUUUGGAAAAAAUAGAACAAAUGCCUUGCCUUUCAUUCGGAAGGGAAUUUAUCAACAUGAACGUGGACAAAGGAAGGGGAAAGCUUAUGACCUUAGUGACUUCUAUAUUGGAGCUAACCUAACUUUCCGAAGUAUUGAUCAUAACCUUCCAGAAAGUGUUAAGCAGAACCCAGUUCUCACCCUUCGUGUGAUAAGUAUAGAUGAAGCUGCUAUGGAUUUUCUAAAAGCUUCUUCUACAGAGUUCAAGCAAGAGUGUUCCAAGCAAGUGGUUGAUGACAACAAAGUUUUCAGGAAGAUUCAAGGUAUACUCAGAGAGACACUAAGUAAAAGAGGAGUUCGGGUUAUAACAGGCUUAGGAAAGUAUUUCCGACAAGUAGACAAGAACAGAAAUGGUUUUCUCUCUCAGGCAGCCUUUAAAGAAGCUCUAAAAGUUUUCCAUUUGGAAAUUCCUGAAGAGGACUUUGAAUCCUUAUGGCUUAUUCUUGAUGACAGCAAGAGUGAUAAAGUCGAUUAUGGAGAAUUUACUCAUGCCAUAUUUGGAGAAAUGAAUGAAUAUAGGAAAGCAUUUGUAAGAAAAGCUUAUAUGAAACUAGAUUUCAGCAAAACUGGGAGUGUGCCUAUGGUAGAUAUCAGAAAAUGUUACUGUGCAAAGAAACAUCCUCUAGUAUUGGCAGGCAAAGCUACAGAAGAAGAAAUUAAAUCAUCGUUUCUAGAAACAUUAAGAGAGUCCUGCAGCAACCCCAGUGAAGUGUCCUAUUCUGAGUUUGAAGAUUACUAUGAAGGAUUAAGUAUUGGAGUAAUAGAUGAUGAUGAUUUUGUUAAUAUCUUAAGGAACCCUUGGGGAAUUUAGAGUGGAAGAUUACAAAAAUGAAGAAGGGACGUUUUCUACAACAGGGAGUGAGCUAAAUAAGGGAGGAUUUAGUCUUGAUGUGCAUUACUUCAUAAUUAGUGUCUUAAACUGAUUACAGGGACUGAAGAUUUUAGAUGCUUUCAGAAUAAUACAUGGCAAAUUCCUUAGAGGAGUGUCUGUUGAGCUAUGCUAACCACUUUUUAAAUAUAAAUUAUGUUCAUUCCUUUUCAUUGGGAAUAAUAAAGGCUGUUCCCCAUACUGAAAGGCAUCAUUUACUUGGUGUUAAAGUGACCUAUUUUAAAAUAAGAGAGAAUUAGACUACUAAAGUGCAUGAAAGGGUAUAUGCAAGAGGAAAUUUAGUUUUACGACUUAUUGUGAAAAGCUUUAGAUUUGACUGCAUAAAUAUGAAUGGUAGCUUUUCUUCAUAGUUUUCUUAUGAAAGCAAUAUGUGUGUUCUUUGUGUCAUUUUUUGUUUGUUAUGCUGGUACUGAGCUUGAAAGAGAACAGGUCAUCCUUUUCUGAUUUUGAGGAUAUCUGCAGUACUGAAAGUGCGGAAAUGUUCACACCAAUUAGCCCUUUGGCCUGUGUACCAUCUUGACUGAUCCUUUUUCAUUAUGGUCUGGCAUCUGAAGCUGAGCAUUGCAUCUCAAACAUUUUAAUAAGCACAUAUAUAUUUUGUAAUGCACUUCCUCCUUUCCUGUAUUUUGCUAAGUGUGUUUUUUUUGGAAAAAAAAAAUCUUUACUUUCUAUUGCUUUUUUUUUGUAAUUAAAACUUUGCAAUUAUAUCCUUUGUCAAGCUGAUAUAUAGCAUUUCCUAUCAGCUCUAAAACAGAAAAGUCUAAUAAACCCCCCCAAAAAAACAAUCAAACCCAAACCAACCACCUCUGUCACAAAACAUUAACCCAUGAAUUAAAAUAUUUCUGGCUACUUCAAAUAUUCGAGGUACACUUUUCAAUGUAAUACAUCUUGUUAAUUCGGUACAAUUCUUUAUGUUAAGAAAUUAAAAAAAAUGUAUUAUUAAUUAUAUAGAGAGAUAGAUAGCCUUUGGUUUCAACAUGCCUGUCACCAAAACUAACUGUAUGUUGAACUGCAUUUCUUGAGCAAUUGAAAUCUCUUUGUUUCCCCUGUGCUUGUCUGCCUGGUUUUGUAUUUAUAGUCUAUGGUUAAACCUUCCUCUGAGACAGAAUUUGUGUUUCAUAGGAUGGUAAGGGCAGUGCUGAAAUGAGGGACUUUGGUCCCUCUGUGGCUGACUGACUUAUUCUAGAUACAACACUUCCUUGUUCUAAUAGCUUGUGCAUUGUUACGUUUUGAUUGUUUUACCCUGUCCUCAGAUGUAACUAAAACUGAAGUUUCUGCUCUAAAUCCUCAAAUGAGAGACUUCGGGGGGUUCUUUUGGGGCUACAAAAGUCUGUAUGUAUUGGUUUACAGAGAAAGGCAAAUUCUCUGCUAUUCUAAGAAGAAUUCUGAUGUGGCUUAUUAUGAUUUUCUUGCUUCCCAUUCCUGCUGGAAUUUCUCUUGCUGGAAGGAUUUUGUUAAUUAAGUGUUCUUGGAAUUGCUGAUUCUGAAAGGGCAAUUUCAGCUGGUUUUACAGGGAUCUGCUUGUUAAUGUGUCUGUUCAAAUAGCUGAAAAAUACUAAGUGGCAUUUUUAUUACUUUUUCAAAGAAUCACUUGCUCUGUUCAGGCUUGUUCACUUGGGAGAAUUGUACUAAUGUAUAAAAUUGUAGCUCAAUUUAAUAAAUGUGAAAGUGAUUGUGAAA